Messenger RNA from Theobroma umbraticum, 1759 nucleotides. The record is from RefSeq and is a predicted model, not a curated record. NCBI's taxonomy places the organism in Eukaryota, Viridiplantae, Streptophyta, Magnoliopsida, Malvales, Malvaceae.
AACCAACUGCAAAGUCAACUAAUGGUACAAGUGCAUCUGCAAAUGCAACAUCCUCUGGUAAAAAUGUUUUAGGAACUGGAGGUGCUGUGGCAAUCAGUGUUGUUGCUGGGUUUAUUGUGCUCAGUCUUCUUGUGAUGGCUGUAUGGUUUGCACAGAAACGAAAAAGGAAGAGGGCUGGACCAAAAAUUGGGUACACUAUGCCUUCUCCAUUUGCCUCCUCUCAAAAUUCAGAGCCUGGUGGGGUCAAUAAUUCCAGGUCAUGGUUCACAUACGAAGAGCUAGUCCGGGCAACAGAUGGGUUUUCAGAACAUAAUCUAUUGGGUGAAGGUGGGUUUGGUUGUGUAUACAAAGGUAUCCUCACAGAUGGUAGAGAAGUAGCUGUAAAGCAGCUAAAGAUUGGUGGUGGGCAGGGGGAGCGGGAGUUCAGAGCAGAAGUUGAGAUUAUUAGCCGAGUACAUCAUCGCCAUUUGGUUUCACUGGUGGGGUACUGUAUAUCAGAGCAUCAAAGACUGCUCGUCUAUGAUUAUGUCCCGAACAACACCCUUCAUUACCAUCUCCAUGGUAGAGGCAGGCCGGUAAUGGAAUGGGCUGUCCGAGUCAAGGUUGCUGCAGGUGCAGCACGUGGGAUAGCUUACCUCCAUGAAGACUGCCAUCCUCGCAUCAUUCACAGGGAUAUCAAGUCAUCAAACAUUCUUCUUGACAGCAAUUUUGAGGCUCGGGUUUCCGAUUUUGGGCUUGCAAAGUUAGCUUUGGAUUCAAAUACCCAUGUAACCACACGUGUGAUGGGAACUUUUGGAUAUAUGGCUCCAGAGUAUGCAACAAGUGGCAAGUUAACUGAAAAAUCUGAUGUUUAUUCCUUUGGUGUUGUGCUCUUGGAGUUAAUUACUGGGCGCAAGCCUGUUGAUGAUUCUCAGCCCCUAGGUGAUGAGAGCCUGGUUGAAUGGGCUCGGCCAUUGCUUGCUGAAGCGAUUGAACAUCAAGAAUUUGAAGAGUUGGUGGAUCCAAGGCUGGAAAAAAACUAUGUGGCUCAUGAAAUGUUUCGAAUGAUUGAGGCAGCUGCAGCUUGUGUGCGACAUUCAGCUGCCAAGAGGCCAAGAAUGAGUCAGGUGGUGAGAGCUCUAGACUCGUUGGAUGAGUCAUCAGAUCUCACAAAUGGAAUGAAACCUGGCCAAAGUGAAGUUUUUGAUUCAGCACAACAAUCUGCGCAAAUUAGAAUGUUUCAGAGGUUAGCAUUUGGCAGUCAAGAAUAUAGCUCUAGUUUCUUUAAUCACAGCCAGAGCAGUUGGAGAAGUCAAGAAGAUGGUAGUCAGGGUAGCUGGAGGAGUCGAGAUUAUGCGAAUCAGAGUAGCUGGAGUCGAGAGCACAGGGAGCGUAGCACGCUAAUGCCUUAAACGCAUCUUGGAUGUAAAGCAAAACGGAUGAGUUCAAUGCUUACCAUUAUAAGCAAAUUGAACCCUAUGACUCGAGUGUAAAUGCAUCAGUGUAAAGGGGAUGCCUGUUCCUCUCAAUUUUUGAUGAGAUUUGAGACCGAGAUCAUGGAAUGGUCUUGCUGCUCACUUUAUGUGUAAUAUUGUGCGUUUUGUUCCUUUUAACCCUUUUUUAACUCCUAGCUCACAUGAUUUUUGAAAAGAAAAGAAAAGAAGGUUACCUGAUUUUCUUGUAAGAAUGCCUGUGCUUGUAUUUUCUAUGAUAUGGAUUCAUUCAUGCAUCUUUUCUUUGUAUUGAUGUUUAUUAAUUUAAUGUAAGUUUCUUUUUCUCA